UGUACUGAUUAUACUUCCGGAAAACAACACUAGGGAAACUUUGUAUAUCAUGCGUUUCAAGUCAAGGUACUUUCUCUGUGAGGUGGUGCUGGAGGAUCCUCGCUGGAGACAUAAUCUCUCUAAUGCAAUGAUCAUACACAACGUGAGGGAGGCGGUGGCUCGCAUGCACGGGGAUUUUGGAGCUGCAGCUUGUUCAGCAACCCUGACAGUCAAAUAUUUGAAUGCAUAUACUGGAAUUAUUCUGUUUCGAUGUCGAAAAGAUUUUCAUAAACUUCUUUGGACAUCUCUUCCCUUCAUCACCAGCCUGGAUAAUUGGGGACAGAAGUGUCCAUGUUUCAUAAACACAUUACAUGUUGCAGGCACAAUACGAACCUGUCAGAAAUUCCUCAUUCAGUAUAACAAGAAGCAACUCCUACGUCUACUUGAAAAUUGCACAAAUAAUGAGGAGAAAGAAGCUAUACAGAAGUCUGUAUCUAGCUGCUUUUUGCACACUGUAGAAGAAUCAGAGUUUGCAUUGGAUGAAGAGGAUAUGUAAAUCUGACCAUUAAUGGAAUUUGUACCACAUAUGACAGUGCAAAAGAUUGGUUACCGGUACAUAUUUUUUACUACAUUAUUCAAAGGCUGUUUGUGCCUUUUUCUAGGACAAUUAUUUAUUUUCAUGAGCUUAUGAAAUAUAUACGCCUUUUUUUUUUUUUUUAAAGAAGAGGUGCUAUUGUUUAUUACCAACUCGCAAGAUGUGUUGCCACUAAAACCAGAAGUGUAUUUUUGUUUUAAAAAAAUAAACCUUAGUGUAUAAUUAAACAAUGUCCAUUAACCUUACACUAAUAUAUAGCUAUA
This is a messenger RNA of Bombina bombina (fire-bellied toad), 837 nucleotides long. RefSeq names its product POP5 homolog, ribonuclease P/MRP subunit (gene POP5). Gene Ontology annotation, biological process: tRNA 5'-leader removal. Bases 50 to 535 code for a protein of 161 amino acids. Gene Ontology annotation, cellular component: ribonuclease P complex. Gene Ontology annotation, molecular function: ribonuclease P RNA binding. The record is from RefSeq and is a predicted model, not a curated record. The transcript is spliced from 5 exons. Lineage: Eukaryota; Metazoa; Chordata; Amphibia; Anura; Bombinatoridae.